Messenger RNA from Hevea brasiliensis (rubber tree), 3068 nucleotides. RefSeq names its product CDPK-related kinase 1. Gene Ontology annotation, biological process: protein autophosphorylation; intracellular signal transduction; peptidyl-serine phosphorylation. The record is from RefSeq and is a predicted model, not a curated record. Gene Ontology annotation, cellular component: cytoplasm; nucleus. Gene Ontology annotation, molecular function: calcium-dependent protein serine/threonine kinase activity; ATP binding; calmodulin binding. The coding region runs from base 912 to 2642 and encodes 576 amino acids. NCBI's taxonomy places the organism in Eukaryota, Viridiplantae, Streptophyta, Magnoliopsida, Malpighiales, Euphorbiaceae. The transcript has 11 exons.
CAAAAAGAAGAAACCAUUAACAUACAAUUCUUUCUUUUUUUCUUUUCUUUUAUUUUUUUUUUGAAAGUGGAAGAAAGAUAACAAAAAUUAAAUAAAUAAAGAAGUUUGCAGAAAGUAAGAAAAGGAAGUAGCCUUGCUGUUACUUUUUUUUUUCAUUGGUUUCUAUACAUAUAUAUAUUUAAAAAAAUUGGUUUUUUCUUUUCUUGUUGCCUCUACUAAGCAUCUUUUCUCCCCUUUUCCUGUGCUUUUGCCUCUUUUCAUCUCUCCAUUCUUCCCUUGUUGGAAUAAAACUUCCCCUGCUUUUAUUCUUUCUUUUGCUUCUCUCUAUUUCUCUCCCUUAAGCUUCAUCUAUAAUUUGCUUCUUGUUUGUUGUCUACCUUCCUUUGUAUCUAACCAUUUGGUUUCUUGAUCGGUAAAGUCUAAUACCUUUUUUUUGGCGCAAUUUUUUUUUUCUUUGCUUUGAUUUUUAUUUUCAAUUUUCUGCCUUUAUAACCUGGAAUUUGUUGCCAAGGGCAUUUUCUUGGGAAUUACAGUGCUAAGAUUCAUUUCUGGGUUAUGUUGAUCAUACUGUAAAAUUCAGUUUUCUUUCUGAGUUACCUUUCGAGACUGGGAAAUUCAACUGGUUCAGCUUCAAAUCCUUGAGUUCAAUUCCUCUCUUUCUUUUUUCUUGCCUUCUAUUUUUUUCUUUCCUUUAAAAUGCUUCAUGUUCUUUUUUGAUACAGGACCAGGUUCUUCUUGAUUCUCUUCCCUGUAUAUUUCUUGUGGAAACUUCUUUCUUCAGCUUCAAGUCCUGGAAUUUGCUUUCAAAUGGUGUAAAUUUAUUUACUUUUCUUUGAGUUUCUUCUUGAGUCCUCAGUUUCUUGAUUUACGAGUGAUUUCUUGAAUUAUCUUUUUCUUGGUUUCCUGUCUCUAUGGGACUGUGUCAUGGAAAACCCAUUGAGACCCAACAACACGAAUCCAACAACCAUACACUCUCCUUUGAAACCGACUCACAACCACCAAAUUCCCACACCAGCAAGGCUUCUAACCCUUUCUAUAGUCCAAGUCCCUUGCCAAGCCUCUUCAAGUACUCACCUGCAAUAUCAAGUGUAAGCUCCACUCCUUUGCGGAUUUUCAAGAGGCCCUUUCCACCUCCUUCUCCUGCAAAGCACAUUCGUGCAUUGCUUGCACGAAGGCAUGGCUCUGUUAAGCCCAAUGAAGCCCCUAUCCCUGAGGGUAGUGAGAGUGAGAUCGCUCUGGACAAGAAUUUUGGGUUCUCCAAGCAGUUUGCGAGCCAUUAUGAGCUUGGUGAGGAGGUGGGGCGUGGUCAUUUUGGGUAUACUUGCUCUGCCAAGGCCAAGAAAGGCAACAUGAAAGGCCAGGAUGUGGCCGUCAAAGUUAUUCCUAAGUCUAAGAUGACCACUGCAAUUGCUAUUGAGGAUGUAAGACGGGAAGUCCAAAUAUUACGAGCUCUAACUGGACAUAAGAACCUGGUACAGUUCUAUGACGCCUACGAAGAUGAUGAGAAUGUCUACGUUGUGAUGGAGUUGUGCAAAGGUGGUGAACUAUUGGAUAGGAUUCUUGGAAGGGGUGGAAAAUACUCAGAAGAUGAUGCAAAGACUGUUAUGGUUCAGAUAUUAAGUGUAGUUGCCUACUGUCAUCUCCAAGGUGUAGUUCAUCGUGAUCUGAAGCCAGAGAAUUUUUUGUUCACUACUAAGGAGGAGAGUUCCCCAUUGAAGGCAAUUGAUUUUGGACUAUCUGACUAUGUAAAGCCAGAUGAAAGGUUGAAUGACAUUGUAGGAAGUGCAUAUUAUGUAGCUCCUGAAGUUCUACAUCGAUCGUAUGGGACUGAAGCAGACAUGUGGAGUAUUGGUGUAAUUGCUUAUAUUCUUCUAUGUGGCAGCCGGCCGUUUUGGGCACGGACAGAAUCUGGCAUCUUUCGAGCUGUCCUCAAAGCAGAUCCAAUAUUUGAUGAUGCUCCUUGGACUUCUUUAUCCCCUGAAGCAAUAGACUUUGUGAAGAGGUUGUUGAACAAGGACUAUCGUAAGAGACUGACUGCUGCUCAGGCCCUAAGUCAUCCAUGGUUAGCCAAUCAUCAUGACAUAAAGAUCCCAUUGGAUAUGAUUGUAUACAAGCUUGUAAAGACUUAUAUCUACUCAUCUUCUCUGAGGAAAUCUGCACUGGGGGCUCUGGCAAAGACAUUGACCAUAGCCCAGCUAGCUUACCUCCGGGAACAAUUUACACUGUUAGGGCCAAGCAAAAAUGGAUUCAUUUCUAUGUCAAACUUUAAGAUGGCAGUAGUAAAGAACUCCACAGAUGCGGUAAAGAAUUCGAGGGUCCUUGAUUAUGUUAGCAUGGUUAGUUCUCUCCAAUAUAGAAAAUUGGAUUUUGAAGAAUUUUGUGCAGCUGCCAUUAGUGUUCAUCAACUAGAAGGAAUGGAUUGUUGGGAGCAACAUGCUAGGCGUGCCUAUGAGUUGUUUGAGAAGGAUGGCAACAGACCUAUUAUGAUAGAGGAACUUGCCUCAGAGCUUGGUCUUAGCCCAUCAGUACCAGUUCAUGUGGUUCUCCAAGACUGGAUAAGACAUGCAGAUGGCAAGCUAAGUUUCUUGGGCUUUGUUAGGCUUCUUCAUGGGGUUUCUUCGCGCACAUUUCAGAAGUCUUGAAAAUACCCACCUAUACAGAAUAUUUUCUUUUCUCGAUUGCUUUGGCUCUCCUUGACCUGGAACGUUGCAAGGGGAUACAAUGGCAUGCCCAGUUUUACCCAAAACAAGCAUGUGUUCUGUUGAUCACUGUGAACAGUGCUGCAAGUUAAAGCUUUAGCAGAUGUGGCAUGCCUUUGCUAAAUGGAGCCAUUUCUGACAUGGUCUCAUGUCAAGUAUGUUUUUCCUCUUUGUUCUUACCUAUAUAAAGUUUUUAUUUUUGUUUUUACUUUUUCUUUUCCUAUGAUUGGUAUCAGUGGGAUUAGAGGAUUGUACAGAUGAGGGUAGAUCAAAAUGUGUAUUUAGGUUUAGUAAACAGCUUUAAACUGAACUAUUGAAGUGAUUUUUUUUUUCAUCAUCUUAUCAAACAAUCUGCAUUCUUUCAGAAUA